AUUAUAAUAAAUAAAUAUUAUUAUUAACAUAUAAUAUUACAUAAGUAUAUCUACCUACAUUUACGUAUUAUAAUAAUAAAAUAAUAAUAUGAUACAUCAGUUAUUUUGUCGUGUCAGUGUCACUUGUAAUUAAUAUUCGUAAUCGUCUUAACGUUGUAUUCGCUACGGUGAAGUAUCUCAUUGCUCGCAGUCUUCAUUAAUUCUAUCGUCAUCCGUUAGUCGUUACUCGCGCGCGCGCACAACUGCUACCUCACUAUGAACUGUCGUGUAUGAUACUGGAAAAUUAGACUACAACGUUUAGCGCCAGUAUCCUUGUCCACCUACGGUUCCGUGAACGUAUUGAUAAGGACAUAAGGCGUUUCGCAGUUUUCAUUACCAUUUACCGACGAUUUAUCGCGUGUAUUAUCCACCGCCGCCGAAAUGGACAAGAGGAAGUUGUCAACGUCUGGAGAUUCUCUUUAUGUUACCCUGAGCUUAGCAAAAACAGCAGAAACAGAAGAAAUUAAGAAAACUUAUCGAAAACUUGCAUUAAAAUUCCAUCCAGAUAAGAAUACUGGUAACCCAGAAGCAGAAGAAAAGUUCAAAGAAAUCAAUAAGGCGUAUAGAAUAUUGACGGAUCCAAGCAAACGUAAUAUAUACGACAAUUAUGGUUCUCUUGGAUUGUAUAUUGCGGAGCAGUUUGGCGAGGAGAAUGUCAAUGCUUAUUUCUUUGUCACUUCAAAAUGGUGCAAGGCUUUAAUAAUUGGAUCUUGUAUAGCUACUGGAUGUUGCUGUUGUUUCUGUUGUUGUUGUUGUUGUAAUUUCUGUUUUGGCAAGUUUAAGCCAAAUGUACCUGAAGAUCAACAAGCAAAUUAUACAAAUUUACAUAACGAUGGAGCAAAUUCAAAUAUAGAUGGUAUACAUAAAAAGGAGGAUAGUGAAGAUGAUGUUAUAGUGAAUCAACCAUCUUCUACAAACAAUGCUACUGGAGGCGCAGCACAGCAUAGUAACGCGUUUGCCAUGCCGCCACCGCCUUCAGCCAACGAGACCACUGCACUGAAUCCAGAUGGUACUCCUACAAAGUAUUCUGCAAGCAAAUAAAUUUUCUUUGAGUCAUUAAAGCCCGUCCCUUCAGACACAUAUAAUUCUCAAGUAUGACAGAGUAAUUGUCUUCAAUUACUGUUUUCCAGUGGAUUUUUUUCACAGAGCAUUACAAUAAAUCAAUUUUUUCAUAUUCAUUAAUCACAUUUUUAAAUUUCAAGAUGAUUUUAAUAUUUUGAUUAGUUGUUUAAAAAUGUACUACCAAUAAGUGUGUACGUAUAAAUUUUCCUUGUGUGUUUUUCCUCCUAUAGCUUUUACAUGUAUUUAAUUUUGCAUAGUUAAUAACUAAAUAAAUAUAAUAUUAUUAUGUAAACCUGUUUCAAAAUGUGCCAGUUUUUUUUAAAAAAUUCUUUUAUAUAGAUUCUUAUAAAAAAAUAAUAUAACUGCUUUAAUUAAAUCAAUUAUAUGAUUUGAACCAUGUAGAAAUUUGUUUUAUUCAUUACAAAUAAAAGAAAACAAACUUACACUUAUCGACUGAAUAUCUAAUAUACACACACACAACUAAAUUAA
Molecule: messenger RNA, 1590 nt
Organism: Rhopalosiphum maidis (corn leaf aphid)
Lineage: Eukaryota; Metazoa; Arthropoda; Insecta; Hemiptera; Aphididae
Product: dnaJ homolog subfamily C member 5 homolog
Exons: 6
Coding region: 421-1080 (219 amino acids)
Biological process (GO): regulation of neuromuscular synaptic transmission
Cellular component (GO): type Is terminal bouton
Source: RefSeq, a predicted model, not a curated record